Molecule: messenger RNA, 2404 nt
Organism: Ectocarpus siliculosus
Lineage: Eukaryota; Phaeophyceae; Ectocarpales; Ectocarpaceae
Source: the annotation of a GenBank genome assembly
AUGGCUGAAGCCUACCUAUGCAUUCAGCUGGCGUCGACAUUGUUCUUGGCCGGGCGGUGGGUAGCGAAUCGGUAUUCUGCUCGCCGCCGGCGGGAGACAGAAGAUUACAAUAAACCGGGCGCAGGCGACACCAGCGUGGAGAUAAACGUCGAGUUCGGUCCCGAAUGCGACACCGUGGAAGGCGCGAUCAUGGCGGUUGGGACGGAACUGGCCAUGAAGGCGCAAAGAAAGUUUUUCGGGUCAAGAACGCUGCGCCAGCGGGCCAUUACCGGCUUGUCACCAGAGUUCGCCACACACCGACGUCAGAUGCAGCUCGGUCUUUCGGAGCUGGUCGCCAGACAAGGGCGGACCAGUCAGGCCCUAGCGGAAGGGUUUUUGGACGUGCGGGGCGACUUUCGUGAUCUGUCGGAAACUGCUGCGAGCCAACAAUCGGCCAUCCAAGCCGUAGCGGACGAACUUGUGGGCGUUGGCAAUGACUUUCGUUACGGCACAGAUCAGCUGAUCAAAGGUGUGGCUGCCGUGCAUACGGAUCUAGACACCGUUAUCGAGAACGUGGAGGGAGUGCGGAACGAAGUCGUGACCGGGUUACUGGAGGUGAACCACACUUUGCGCCAGGGGACGGCAGUGAUUUACAGGUCCCUGCAAGACUUGCGGUGCGUUAUGGGCGAGCUCCAAUUGUCCAUGGACCAGGCUCGAGAAGAAAACUCUCUUUAUUUCCAGGACGUGUCGUCGAGACUGAACGACGUCAAGUCGGGGCUGAUCGCCUUGGAAGCGACCUACGUGAUGCGGGAACAGCAAAAGGAACUAUCAAAACUCCAGAAUUCGUUGAGCGAGGCCGGGAUGUACCUCAACCAGUUUACAGGUACCGGAGGGGAAGACCUUGGACUCCUUGACAAGGCGCACACCUGUUGCUGCAAGGUACUUAGGCUAAGGCCUCAUCUGGAAACCCUGGAUGCCCAUAAAAUGGCCGGGAUCAUCAUGGUAGCAACCAGUUACAGAAAACAUGCCCAGCUAAAGCCUCCGGCCACGGCCAAGCAGUACGUUUUCGACUCCGAUUUCCUGAACAUCACGAACUCGUUGAAACAUUUCUGGGCCGACCACGCCGCGGCGCACACACCCACCUGGAGCAACGUCGUGUGCUACCUGCUGGACUGUGUUGCUCGCAACCCUCCCUGCUCGACCGUUUCCCGGAAGUGGGAGGGGCGGCAUGGAGGGCUCUCCUUCAGGCUAAGCCCCUCGACGAGCUCUGUCGCACGUCAAACGCCGCGGAAGUGGACAUAUCCUUGUGCAACAACAAGGCAGACCUCAUCCAAGCUCUGCUUGACGCCGGGAAGCCCGUGGGUGCGUUGACCCAAGUCAUCGAGAACGGCGGGUGCAAAACUUGCUACCACCGAAAGCCGGACAAUUUCGACGAAAACAUUGGGAACGAUCGGAACAGCGCUUACAGCGACGGUGAGGUGUAUGAGUCUGAGGAAGCGAAGCUAGCGGCAAGCUUAGCGUCCGUGUACGAGAACAAGCGUUCCCCAAGACUUGACCCCAGAGCUGAGCCCAGCGACACGGCGGCUAGCGACAUGGAAGAUUUUCUAGCGAGAAGCCCAGCAUGGUAAAAAGCGCCGCAGGCGCUGGCGGAGGUCAAAGCGCCCAACCUUGCGACCAAUGUAGGAUAAAACCGCCUCUGGAAGCGGAAGUUCCUCGUUUCUUCGGGGUGGUCGCGCUCAGAUUAGCACUAGGUAGCGUGGUGGGGGCAUGUGUCUUACCCCAGUUAGGCCAGGGUCAGGUCUAUACAUGGAGGAGGAGUGAUCGGUGCAGAUUUAAGCCCACCCCCCUUCAAGUCGAUCUUUUGUUCGAGGCUCGCGGGCUUGAACGUCUUCCUGACGAAUUCGUGCCAAAGCAUUUGGCCUAAUUGUUGUCGUUUAAUCCCGUCUCUUCCAUUGCAGCCAUUACCAGAUGUGAAUACUGCUGGAAGUGUCUGUUUUCUUUUUCCGGUGUUCCUAAUAUUUUUAAGCAUGGCUGCAAGACUCGCCAUGUACCAGCAUGCAGCGGGGGUAGAGCCUGGCCGGCCAAAACAAGGCAUGGAAUAUUUCGGCAUAGUACGGAUAUGAGGGGUGCAUUGUCUUUGAUGGCUUGUUGGCAAAAUGCAGAAUUCGUAUCACCCGUGCCUUGAUCUUUGCAAACAUGUCCGACCUUUGCAUAGGCGGGGAGAAAUAUUAGAAUGUCAAGCAUCGCGAGGUGAUUCUCGAUACGCGUGAUUUUGGUUUUGUACGCAUGAUUUAUUUCUUGGUCUCGUAUGUCGAGUGGGAACGGUGGGGUCUGUGUGCUUAUUUAUUUUGUGCUAUAUCGCUUUGUCCGACAUGUCUUGCACGUGCUAUUGUCAGGCGGCGACGCAUGAACAUAUCAAGAUUUA